Messenger RNA from Oppiella nova, 3924 nucleotides. Lineage: Eukaryota; Metazoa; Arthropoda; Arachnida; Sarcoptiformes; Oppiidae. The record is from the annotation of a GenBank genome assembly.
AUGGCAUCAAAUGAUAGUCUCGUGAACGGGAGCACUACGUGGGCGGUGGACACGAGUCCCAUACACCUGUUGGCAGCCGUCACCAGUCUUCUGCAGGAUUCGAUUCCAACGGUUCCACUGAAUAGCAAUCAAACCAACUCUUUGACAAACAUCUCAUUGAUGUCCAGUUCUGGUGCUGUGUCUGAUGGCCAGUGUCUGGACGGCUUGUUUCUGCCAUUUUGGCCCCACUAUGACAGCACUGGACUCAUUGUAUUCCACGGAAUCGUCUACUUCUUGGCCCUGAUCUACAUCUUCGUCGGCGUCGCUAUAAUCGCCGACCGGUUUAUGGGAGCCAUAGAGGAGAUCACAUCCCAAGAACAGGACGUAAUCGUUCGCAAACCCAAUGGCGAGAAGGAGAUAAUAUCAGUGAAGAUCUGGAACGAGACGGUCUCCAACCUAACUCUCAUGGCUUUGGGCUCUUCUGCGCCCGAAAUCCUGUUGUCAGUGAUCGAGAUCUGUGGCAAUAACUUCAAUGCGGGUGAUUUGGGUCCGGGAACUAUCGUAGGGUCGGCCGCAUUCAACAUGUUUGUCAUAAUCGCGAUCUGCGUUUGGGUCGUCCCCUCGGAGGCCAAAAAGAUCAAACACUUGCGUGUCUUCUGCAUAACGAUGGUCUUCUCGGUGUUCGCCUACAUAUGGCUGCUCUAUAUCAUCGUGUGGUCGACUCCCGGUGUCAUUGAGGUCUGGGAGGCAUUCCUCACAUUCCUCUUCUUCCCAAUCACUGUACUCUUGGCCUAUAUUGCGGACAAACGGCUACUUAUCUACAAGUAUUUGGACAAAAGGUAUCGCAUGAAAAGGGGCCGCAAAGCCAUAUACGCCGGCGCCGACGCGGCCGACGGGGAGAACCUGGAGCUCACUUCAGUUGACGCCAAUGGUGUCAAACUCAAAGUGAAUGACGUUGAACUCAAAGGAGAUCUUAAGUUGCAACAGAUUGAAGAUCACAGGGAAGAGGUUAUCGAUAUUCUGCGCAAAUUCAAGUCCACUAAUCCCAACGCCUCUAACGAGGAAUUGGUGGAAAUGGCGUCUUUAGAGUUGCAUAAACUUCAACCCAAAAGUAAAGCCUAUUAUCGCAUACAAGCGGCUCGAAAAAUGAUGGGAAGUGUGGGCGAGAAAGUGAAGGACCACUUCCUGAAGUCGAUUAACGAGGACUUCGAGACCUCCGAUGACGAGAAGGAGAACAACAACAUUAAGAUAUUCUUUAAUCCAAAAGAGUAUACAGUCUUAGAAAAUAUCGGUGCCUUUCAGCUGACAGUGAGUCGUUCGGGUGCUCUCGAGUCGACAAUUCUUGUUGACUAUAACACCGAAGACGGAACAGCAAAGUGUGGAUCAGAUUAUGAAGCCGUGAAUGGAGUGAUAUCUUUCGGACCGGGAGAACAACACCAACAGAUCUCCGUUAAGAUUAUAAACGACGAUAUCUUUGAAGAUGACGAGUAUUUCUAUGUGAGACUCUCUGAGGCCCAUUAUAUGGCGCCGGUGUCCGAAGACACCACUCGACCAAACAUUAUACUGAGUGAACCGGAAGCGAAAGUGACAAUUCUUGACGACGACCACAGCGGUGUCUUCUCGUUCAACAAUAAUAUGAUACAAAUUCCUGAAAGCGUCGGUCACUACCACUUAAGAGUCACCCGAUUUUGUGGUGCGAGAGGACAUGUGGCCCUUCCCUAUAAGAUGAGCGCCGGAACUGCUAAACCAAAUGUUGAUUUCCAGAUGAUUGACUCGAAGAUUGAGUUUGGAAACAAUGAGACGCAUAAAGAUAUUGUCCUUAAUAUUAUAAAUACUGAUAACUACGAGAAGAAUGUGGCGUUUUAUGUGGAGAUAGGAGAGCCCUAUCGUAUCGACUAUCAUCCGACCAAAGAAACGGGUGAUGAAAAGGGUGCGCCACGACUCGGGGAACUCGUCAAAUGCACGGUUAGGAUCCGCGAGAGUCGAGACUUUAGAGCGACAGUCGAUAAGUUGAUGCGACAGAAGAAAGCCGUUUCGGCCAUCAGUACGUCUUCAUGGGAGGGACAGUUCAUCGAAGCGGUGAGAGUGCCGUCUCUCGGCUCAGAAAGAGAAGCCGAUGCGGAGGUUGAGGGCGACGUGCGAGUGGUUCAGAAGAAGUCAAUAAUGGCUUAUAUUUUCCAUUACUUGACUUUAUUCUGGAAAGUGUUGUUCGCUUGCGUUCCGCCGCCAAACCUAUACAACGGUUGGGCCUGUUUUGUGGUCUCCAUUAUAGUGAUCGGCUUAUUGACGGCACUCAUCAACGACUUGGCCUCACAGUUCGGCUGCACUAUUGGCCUCAAAGACUCGGUUACGGCCAUAUCAUUGGUGGCAUUGGGCACAUCAGUUCCCGACACUUUUGCCUCCAAAAUCGCGGCUCUCAAUGACAAAUACGCCGACUCUUCCAUCGGAAACGUGACCGGAAGUAAUGCAGUGAACGUAUUCUUGGGAAUCGGUAUCGCGUGGACUAUAGCCGCAGUAUAUCACGCAUUUAAGGGCACAGACGGAGGCUUUGUCGUGGAUCCGGGAAAUCUGAGCUUUUCUGUCACCAUAUUCUGCAUCUCGGCCUUUGUUUGCGCCGCUGUUUUGCUAAUGAGACGAACCGCUGCUGUCGGCGGAGAAUUAGGCGGUCCUAUGAUUUACAAACUGCCGACGACUAUACUUUUUGUGGCCCUUUGGCUCAUAUAUGUUGUUCUGUCCAGUCUUGAGGCCUAUCCGAAAGUGACAAUUCUUGACGACGACCACAGCGGUGUCUUCUCGUUCAACAAUAAUAUGAUACAAAUUCCUGAAAGCGUCGGUCACUACCACUUAAGAGUCACCCGAUUUUGUGGUGCGAGAGGACAUGUGGCCCUUCCCUAUAAGAUGAGCGCCGGAACUGCUAAACCAAAUGUUGACUUCCAGAUGAUUGACUCGAAGAUUGAAUUUGGAAACAAUGAGACGCAUAAAGAUAUUGUCCUUAAUAUUAUAAAUACUGAUAACUACGAGAAGAAUGUGGCGUUUUAUGUGGAGAUAGGAGAGCCCUAUCGUAUCGACUAUCAUCCGACCAAAGAAACGGGUGAUGAAAAGGGUGCGCCACGACUCGGGGAACUCGUCAAAUGCACGGUUAGGAUCCGCGAGAGUCGAGACUUUAGAGCGACAGUCGAUAAGUUGAUGCGACAGAAGAAAGCCGUUUCGGCCAUCAGUACGUCUUCAUGGGAGGGACAGUUCAUCGAAGCGGUGAGAGUGCCGUCUCUCGGCUCAGAAAGAGAAGCCGAUGCGGAGGUUGAGGGCGACGUGCGAGUGGUUCAGAAGAAGUCAAUAAUGGCUUAUAUUUUCCAUUACUUGACUUUAUUCUGGAAAGUGUUGUUCGCUUGCGUUCCGCCGCCAAACCUAUACAACGGUUGGGCCUGUUUUGUGGUCUCCAUUAUAGUGAUCGGCUUAUUGACGGCACUCAUCAACGACUUGGCCUCACAUUUCGGCUGCACUAUUGGCCUCAAAGACUCGGUUACGGCCAUAUCAUUGGUGGCAUUGGGCACAUCAGUUCCCGACACUUUUGCCUCCAAAAUCGCGGCUCUCAAUGACAAAUACGCCGACUCUUCCAUCGGAAACGUGACCGGAAGUAAUGCAGUCAACGUAUUCUUGGGAAUCGGUAUCGCGUGGACUAUAGCCGCUGUAUAUCACGCUUUUAAGGGCACAGACGGAGGCUUUGUCGUGGAUCCGGGAAAUCUGAGCUUUUCUGUCACCAUAUUCUGCAUCUCGGCCUUUGUUUGCGCCGCUGUUUUGCUAAUGAGACGAACGGCUGCUGUCGGCGGAGAAUUAGGCGGUCCUAUGAUUUACAAACUGCCGACAACUAUACUUUUUGUGGCCCUUUGGCUCAUAUAUGUUGUUCUGUCCAGUCUUGAGGCCUAUCGUAUUAUUGACGGCUUCUAA